AUGCCGGGACCGGUCUUCUCUGCACAUCGCCUCGUGGCGCUAUGUGUUUUCGUCUUCUUCAUGUCUGUUUUCAUCUAUUCGGCGGCGAGCAUACAUGGCAACAACCCCUUGCAGCAGAUUAAGGAUACAGCGGGUGACGCCGCCAACAGCGCUACGCAUAUGUUCAAGCAUGAACAACUCACAAUGAGCGAGUCUUUCCUUCACCUUUACGAGUCGAUACGCACGAAUAUCUCAGCAGAGGCAUACAUGGAUGCUUCUGGGCAAGAGUACAAGAUCAACGAGCAAGGGCCGUGGUGGAAGGAGCCCUUGCGCAACGAGAUCCUCAUUGUCGAUAUCGACACCCGUAUUCCGGAUGGCGACAACGAGCUCUGGAACAGCGAACGCGUGGAUUGGGCCAACAUGAACGCCGAAAAGGAUGGCGGCAUGAUGUCUGCCUCGUUCAUGAACCAUUUCCUCUACUCCCAAAUCCACGGCUACGACUACCGCUUCUUUAACGCGCGCUCUAUGGAGAUCCAAGGCUACCAUAACACCUGGGUGAAACCGCACGUCCUAUCCGAACUUCUCGAGUCAUACCGCUUCGUAGUUUUUGUCGACGCCGACGCCACAAUCCAGCACCUCGAACUCCCCAUCGAAUGGCUCUUCAACCGCUGGGGCAUUACACCCUCAACCUCCAUCGCGAUGCCGCUCGACACCAGGCAAGUGCUCGACGGCGAUGAUAACGCUUCCAAUGACAGCAAAGGCAAACUCGCACUCAACACCGGCGUUGUCAUCGCGCAAGCACUACCGCAUACAUUCAAGAUGAUGGAGGCUUGGAAGGAGUGCCCCAGCGAGAAGCAGUACCCCGGGUGCGCUCACUGGAAGCAAGAGUGGAGCCACGAGCAGAGAGCGUUCUCGGAGUAUAUUCGUUGGGACUACAACCCGUCUGGCAAAGAGAUCAUCGAGAUUCCGUGUGAUGAUGCUAUGGGAUACCCUGGGAUCAAUAGGCAUCCCCAUAUUCUGAGUAAAUGCGCUGGCACAUUUCUCAGGCACCACACUAUUGAUAAGGCAAUGACGAAGAAGAGCACCGAGGAAGCGAUGUUGCAGUCUAUGACAGAUGUAAUGCACAAGAUGCUGCAAAGCAACAAAGAGAAGUUCUGGAUCAAGGAAGAAGAGCAGACGAAGGCUACUAGAAAUACAGCUGGUGACGAGCCGGUCAUCCCGGCGUCAAGGGCUUGA
Messenger RNA from Didymella exigua CBS 183.55, 1215 nucleotides. RefSeq lists its product as uncharacterized. Gene Ontology annotation, cellular component: Golgi membrane. The transcript is spliced from 2 exons. The coding region runs from base 1 to 1215 and encodes 404 amino acids. Gene Ontology annotation, molecular function: glycosyltransferase activity. Gene Ontology annotation, biological process: protein N-linked glycosylation. NCBI's taxonomy places the organism in Eukaryota, Fungi, Ascomycota, Dothideomycetes, Pleosporales, Didymellaceae. The record is from RefSeq and is a predicted model, not a curated record.